Molecule: messenger RNA, 4094 nt
Organism: Schistosoma bovis
Lineage: Eukaryota; Metazoa; Platyhelminthes; Trematoda; Strigeidida; Schistosomatidae
Source: the annotation of a GenBank genome assembly
AUUGUGAAAAGUUUUCUUCCACAGAAAAUGGCAAACCUUUACAAAGUCUUAUGGAGUCUUCUUAUGAAGUCAUUGUAAAAACUGGUGAUCGUAAGUAUGCAGGUACCGAUUCACAUGUUUAUUUAACAUUGUUUGGAAUAAACAGUGAAUCAAAAGAAUAUCAUUUAGCAAAUUCAAAAACUCAUAGCAACAAAUUCGAACAAAAUCACGAAGAUAUAUUUAAUCUAAAUGCAAUAGGUUUGGGGUCAUUAAAAAAGGUUCGAGUACGACAUACCAACACAGGUAUCGCGCCCGGUUGGUUUUUAGAUUAUAUUUUAAUUCGUGAAAGUAUUCAACAAAAGAAAUUGGAAUAUUUUUUUCCUUGCUAUCAAUGGUUAUCUGCUACAGAAUUAGAUGGUUUGGUUAUUCGGGAACUUCCUGUUGCCUCAGAAAAUAUUUUUGAAAGGUGGAAGUCUGGCCAUGAUAUUUUUGACGAUUCAAGACUUAUUCUAGAAGACCAAAGUACAAUUUAUCAUGUACGCAUUCAUACGGGAUCUCAAUCCAACAUCAGUUCAGAUGCUAAUGUUCAAAUACAACUUUACGGUGACAAAGAUUUUACAGGGAAUGUUAGGCUUUAUAAAGCAUAUUAUGGAAAAGAAGAUAUACUUGUGAAUAAAUUUCAAGCUGGCCAAAUAGCAGAUUUUAUUGUUAAAGCAAUAAAUAUUGGCAAUAUAAAAAAAAUCAGGAUUGAGCAUGACACAGCUGGAGGAUCCUCUAGAUGGUUUAUUGAACGCGUUGAAGUUGAAGCGAAAAAACUAGGACUUUUAUGGAAAUUUGAAUGUAACCGAUACAUUACACCACAACAACCUGAACUAAUAUUGUAUCCUGAACCAAAAGAUAUAUCAUUUGUCAAACCUAUGACUAACUAUCAAAUCAAAACAUUUACAAGUGAUAUUUCAGGCGCAGAAACAACAAGUAGUGUAUAUAUACAACUAUACGGAAAUGAUGGUUUGCCAAGUUCCAUAAAACGUCUACAUCAGAAUAAUGAUAGUGAACACAGAUUUCAACGUAAUAAAAUUGACACAUUUUAUGUGGAAUUAGAAGAAUUACAAGAACCAUUCAGUAAAUUAAGAAUAUGGCAUAAUGAUAAAGGUAGUUCAACAGAUUGGCAUUUGAAUAAAGUCGAGAUCAGGAAAAUUAAAACACAGCAAUAUGUCUUCGUUACUUACAUAUUCCCAUGUAAUAAAUGGCUUUCACGUAAUAUGGAUCAAGCUGCAUUGGAACGUGAGCUAAUUCCAAGUCACAUGCUUCAAGACCAACAUGGUAUAUUGCAAUUUGAAAGACAAAUAUCACCAAAAUGGUUAAUGAAUACUUAUGAAGUAAGAAUAAUCACUGGUGAUAAAGUCUACGCUGGAACUGAUGCCUCUGUUUACAUCACACUGUUUGGUGAAAAUGGUGAUAGUGGUGAACGUAAAUUGACGAAAUCUCUAACACAUCGAAACAAGUUUGAACGUGGACAGACAGAUGUAUUUCAGUUGGAGAUAGUAGAUUUGGGAAAAAUUAACAAAGUGCGCAUAAGACAUGAUAAUUCAGGUGUUAAUCCUUCAUGGUAUUUAUCUAUGAUUGAAGUCUUCAAUAUUUCAAAAUCUCAAAGUAUACAUGGCUUAAAAGAUCAACCCAACGAAACUCAUCAUCUAGUGAAGUAUACAUUUAAUUGUGAAGCUUGGUUAUCCACCGAACAUGACGAAAAAGUCGUGGACAGAUAUUUUUCAGCUGAAAUCAUUAAACCACAAGAUACACCUAGUAUCGUACCAAAAAUUACCAAAGAUGUUGUGCCUCAUAAAUCAAUACAAGAUUUGUCUCAAGAAAAACGAACUCUUGAAACUAUUCCUUAUUUGAUUACGGUUAUUACUGGUUCCGAUAGGAAAGCUGGAACGCCUGGUCCUGUAUGGAUUUGCUGUGUUGAUAAAAAUAAAAUGAAUUCAGAAAAGUUUAUUCUAUGCGAUUGUUAUAAUAGAACAAAGUUAAAAAGAGGAACUACAAGGUAUUUUCGAUUCACAGGUGCUAAAAUUAAUGAUUUGACUGAAAUACAAGUUGGAAAUGAUGCUCCAGAAAGUCUUUCAAUGGGUUGGUACAUGCAAUCUUUAUACCUAACAUUCCCUACAAUUGGAAAAAUGUAUCCGUUUGACUGUAAGGAAUGGCUAUCGACAAAUCGUGGCAAUAAAAAACGAACUUGUAAUCUGAAAAUUUCAAAUACAAAUAUAGUCAAGUUUAAAGCAAAAAUUACUUAUCAUUUGAAAAUAACUACAGCUAGUGUCAAGAAGGCCGGGACAGAUUGUAGCAUAAAUCUUCAAAUUUUCGGUACAAAUGGUGUAACAAACUGCUAUACUCUAGAAAAGACCAGUAAUCGAUUUUCUCAAGGAAUAACCGAUAAUAUUAGUCUUGAAAUGGAGGAUGUAGGAAAAUUGUUAAAGAUGCGAAUAGGACAUGACAAUCAGGGUAAAAACAAGCAUUGGAAUUUGAGUUGUGUUGAAGUAACAGUUGCUAAUACAAAUCAGUUAUAUCGCUUUGUUUAUAAUGAUUGGCUUAGUUUAACAUAUGGUAAACGAAAAUCAUUAUGGGUUGACUUGCCGGCCAUGAUUGGCGAUACCGUUCAGUUAAAAGAGACAUGUUUGGAUAUAUUUGUUAAGACUGGAAAUAUGCCAGCCAGCUCUACUGAUGCAAAUGUAUAUGUACAACUUUUUGGUGAAUAUGGUGAUUCAGGAGAAAUACUAUUAAAACAAACGGUAUCGAAUCAGAAACCUUUUCAAAAUAAUUCAAUUGAUCAUUUUAAAAUAUCAUCAAUUUUAAAACUUGGUAAUCUUGCCCGUUGUCGAAUAUGGCAUGAUAAUAAAGGAUCAUCACCAAAUUGGUAUUGUGAAUGGCUUGAAGUAAAAGAAGUUCUGAUACCUGGAGAAAAAAAUUUGUCAUGUAACUGGAAAUUUGCUUUUAACAAAUGGUUAUCCAUAAGUGACGAUAACAAACAAUUAUUAAGAGAUGCUCCAUGUUCUGAAGUUUAUCUGAAUGAUUCCAAAGGUCAUAGAACUAUUGAUCAGGAAUCUAUCGAGACAUUGAUAACAACGGCAGAUUCUAUGAAUAUAUCUGACUUAAAAGAUAAUCCCGAAGGAAAACUAGUUUAUGAAGUAGUAAUAGAAACUGGUAAUCUAAAAGAUUCGGGUACAACUUGUGAUGCAUGGAUUAUAGUAGAAGGUAAACAUGGUCGUAGUCCGAAGUUGGAACUAGUUAAUCAAGUUGGCAAUCCAAUACUUCAGAUUAAUCAAACGAAUACAUUUCAAUUACCAAGCUUCCCACUAGGUGACCUUGAAACCAUUCGACUAGGCAUACAAGAACGGAAUAUUGACAAACAAAUAAAUCCAAAUGAUGUCCAAUCACAAAAGUGGUUCUGUGAAAAAGUAAGCAUAACAGAUCCAGUAAGUAAACGGACGUAUAUAUUUACUAUUCAUCAAUGGUUAAGCGUUACUCCAACUUCUAAUUUGAAAAAAGACGUUCUAGUGAAUUACAGUAAAAUAAUUGAAGAUCCGUAUAAGAAAGCAUUCAAUGAACUAAAAAACAAACAAACUAUCAUGUAUAAAGUUUCCAUAUAUACUGGAACAAAAGGAUGUGCAAAUACAGAUGCCAAUAUUUUCAUCACAAUGUUCAGUACCACACCAGGCUUAAACUCUGGACGGAUUGCUUUAAAACGAGAAAACAAGAAUUUGUUUGACAGGAAACAACUUGACGAAUUUUAUGUUGAAUCUAUCGAUUUGGAAUUUAUUCAACGGAUUAUUAUAGAACAUGACAACACAGGUGUUAGUCCUGAUUGGUAUUUAGAUAAAGUACUAAUCACAAACCAGCUAAACAAUCAGAUUCAUUUAUUCCAAUGUUAUCAGUGGAUUUCAAAGAAUAAAGGUGAUUGUAGAUUAUGGAAAGAAUUACUGGUCUCAAAUUAGAAUAAAUUCAUGACAUUGAGAAUGGAAAACAGUGAUAAACUAAUUUCAUUAACCGAAAUUGUUGGUGAUCAUCAUGUUAAUUAAAAUGACAAAUUUUAAUUAAAAUAAUUGCUUUAGUGUAUUAUU